AUGGUCAAAGCCAUCGCUGUCAGCGCCGUCCUGACCCUGGCUGCUGCUUCGACGGACCCGUUCCAUUGGGGGCCUUGUGCGGGAAACCCGGAUCUCCGCACGCAGUGCGGCUACCUCACCGUACCCCUCGAUCAUCUCAACGCGACCAACGAGGCCACCAUCGACAUUGUCGUCCAGCGCUAUCAGUCAACUGCGGCCAAACCGCUCGGUACGAUUCUUCUCAACCCCGGUGGUCCCGGCGCGUCUGGCACGGCCCUGGGGUCGCCAGUGGCCACCUUCCUCACGGGCGGCCACGUGUACGACCAAGCUAUGGCGCGCUGCCGCCACUACGACGGCGACUACCUCCCGUACCUCUCGACGGCGUUUGUGGCACGCGAUAUGGACCUCAUUCGCGCGGCACUGGGCCAAGAUCACAUGCACUAUUUUGGCUUCUCCUACGGCACGGUACUCGGCGCGACGUACGCCAAUCUGUUUCCGCAUCGCGUCGGUCGCUUCGUCAUCGACUCGGUCGUCGACGCGACCAAGUAUUCGAUUGCAAGCGCAUCGUUUUGGGCAGCUACGAUCGCCAGCAUCGAAGACGUUUUGGAUGGUUUUGCGGCCGAGUGCGAAGCCGCGGGGCCGCUAGUCUGUCCUCUCGCUGGCCAUGGCACGCCACUCGGGCCGCGUCUGCGGUCGUUUAUCCAAAAUUUUACUCCUAAAGUCGUCCGUGGUGGGUACGACGUCGUCCAGUUUACGUCCACGGACCUGUACACACUUCUCUUGGGCCCCAUGUACCAGCCAGCGAUGUGGCCCAAGCUCGCGAUCGACUUGCACCAGCUCAUGCAAGGCACGUACAUGGCACCACCAGCAAGUGAUGUGUGUCCGUCGCAGCUCGAGGCGCGCGAUCUCGGUUUGAACGGGAUUCCAUUCAUGGGCAACGACAUCGAUCCGACGACCAACACGGCGCAGAGCUGGGCCGACGGUCUUCGCGCUGCCCAGAAAAUCUCGCCUAUCUUUGGUGGGCCGUGGCUCGGGACCCUUAUGCUGAUCAAGUACUGGAAGACGACACCGAUCGAGCGGUUUGCGGGUCCUUGGAACAAAACUCUGGCCAACAAGAUUUUGAUUCUCAACAACGUCCACGACCCGGUGACACCCUUGGUCGCUGCUGAGCACAUGCACAACGUCUUUGGCGCCAACAACUCGGUCUUGGUGGUGCGCGAAGGCUACGGCCACAUUGCGUCUACGUCGCAGCCCAGUGCGUGCAUUCACGGCCUUGUCACCGCGUACUUUUCCCAUGGCGUCCUUCCGACAACAACAUUUUGCAAGGUGGACCGCGGACCGUUUGCAGCGCCGUCCACGCACUCGACCAUUGCCCUUGCCGCGCAAGAGCUGUCGACGAUCGUUCACAAGGCGCAUCCUGGUCACAAGCUCAUGAGACUCUAA
Messenger RNA from Saprolegnia parasitica CBS 223.65, 1422 nucleotides. RefSeq lists its product as hypothetical. The transcript has 3 exons. The coding region runs from base 1 to 1422 and encodes 473 amino acids. Lineage: Eukaryota; Oomycota; Saprolegniomycetes; Saprolegniales; Saprolegniaceae. The record is from RefSeq and is a predicted model, not a curated record.